UGCACGUUUGCAAUGGCCUCAUUUGCCCAGCUCUCCGCAAUGUGAUGCCGCACUUAUGGGAAGUGGUGGGCGGGGCCGACAAGGGCGGCAUCGUGGUGCGCGAAGGCCGAGAGCUGUCCUCAGCAGCACGCGAGCGGCUGGCAACAGGCUCAGCCAUCGAAGAGAUUCAGCUGAUUGACAGCCGCUUGCACUUCCGCCGCCUGGCUGGCGCUGGGCCGGACGAAGGAUGGGUCACCACGGUGCUGUCCGGGAAAGUGCUGGUGCGGCGGGCGGAAGAAGCCUUCGCAGGCACCUGGGAGGACGACGAAGGUACUGAGGUCAUCAUUGAAGGCUCCACGAUGCGUGGCCUUGGGACUUCUGUGCCCUUUGAGGUGUCGGGCGUGCGCAUGUGCUGCUUUAGGAUGGACGGGGACACCUUCAAUGGGCGUCUCCUGAGCGAUGGCCGCAUCCUUUGGAGCGAUGGUGCCAUGUGGCAGCGCAAAGUUCAGCCAGGAGCCUUGGUCAUCAGUGAGGGGGAAGCUGCGCCAAAGAAGCGCAUCCCGCAAGAUGCCGUGGUUGCUGCGAAGGGCAAGGCGCGGCCCAAAGAGGGCCUACCCCCACGGGGCGCAGAUGGGCGAAGGCCGCUGCCGGGACGGACGCUCUCAGCAACUGAGAUCAUCGAGUGGAUCGCCGAUGCGGUUGAUGUGUUUGAGACCCUUCUGCUGCCACUGGAACCCAUCAGCGAGGCUCAUGCCAGGCAGCAGUACAAGCAGCUGCUGCUGCUGGUGCACCCAGACAAAAACCGCAACCCGGGAGCCACAGACGCCUUCCGCAAGCUGUUCGACGCCCUGGCGGUGAUUGUUGAUCCUGCGUUGCAGAACCGGGCCCUCAGGGCAAAGGGCGGCACCUCGAAACCCGGCGGCGAUGGCCCGGGCUUCGGCUUCCCAGGCUUCGCUGGCUUCGGCUUCGGCUUCUUCGAUGAAUAUGGCGGAGUUGGAGGCUUGGUUGCAGCUGUCUUCUCGCAAGAGAAUGUGGACGAGUCGGAAAGGGUUCUUCACGAGCAGUGCGAGCUGCUGGAAAGCAUGGGAAGAUACGACGGCAGCACAAAAACCUGGAUUGACCCGCAGCAGGCGAAGGAACUAUGGGACUCAGACCAGGUAACGUUCGUGGAUGUCCGUGAUGCAGACGAGUAUCAGACAAGUCGCAUCGAGGGCGCGCUGAAUCUCAACUGGGCUUUGGCGAGCAUGGCCUCAAGACUUGAGGAGUUCAAAGUCAUCGCAGCUGCGCCGGAAAAGCUUGUGGUGGUCUACAGUGACAACGGCUCUCAGUUAAGCCGUUGUGGCCAGGUGGCGGAGUCCUUGACUUACUCUCUGCGGCAACAUCGGGUACGCCGCCUGAGGCGUGGACUCAACGCAUGGAAGCGUCAAGGCUUUCCAGUACAUGGUAGCCGACAGACCUACUUUGCGCGGCAGCAGCUAGGUGGGAGAUGACUUCUUUUCGGAUGUUUGUGCGGCAAACUUAUGUGGUUUGUUGGCAGUCAGCCCACCAGCCAGCCAGCCAGCCAGCCAG
Molecule: messenger RNA, 1548 nt
Organism: Effrenium voratum
Lineage: Eukaryota; Dinophyceae; Suessiales; Symbiodiniaceae
Source: the annotation of a GenBank genome assembly